AUGAUAGCCUCCAACUGCGUCCACGACCCCGCAACCGACGACAAUGGGUUCGAGUCGAUGCGAAGCGAUGCCACUAACCUAACCACCGCCGGAAUUAACACUCUGUACCUGCAGGCGAAGGCCACGUCCUCCCCGUCCCUCCUCACGGACAUCCCCUUCAUUGAUGCGCCCAAGAGUGCUCUAGACGGUCUGGAACUGUCUCAGCAAGAAUCCGGCAUCGGGAUAUCUCCAGCUGACGUGGCGGAGCCAAGUGCCGCAUACUCCAGCUUCCUUGUUGUUCCACCUGAGUUGAAAUUGACCAACCCCAGGUGGAGUUUGAACUCCAGCCUUGAAGGUGGCGAAGAAGACGACGAAGCCUGUCAGAUAUCGGUGUACACUGCACCGGACAACCGCGUGGAGCGUCAGCUCUACUCUCUGGACGGAAACCGACGCUCGUCAUUCGAGACUGUCUACUGUCCCCCGGUGGUAAGUGAGCAGGUUGUGAGGCAGGUGGCGCAGACCUCGUCCAAGAAACCAGCCGUCCACCUUCCAGACGACAGUCGUGGAGUGCUGCCAGCAAAGGAGGUCUCCUCCCCACAAAUACCUCGACGCAAUCCCCCGCCUAGUCCGUCCACAUCGGUAACGACUUCAAUCAGUGAGAUCAUUUCCAGUCCACCGAGCGAAAAAGACGCCGAGGCAGUGCGAGAAUCCUCUGUGGAGACGCUGCAGUUGGAAGGUGCUUGUAGACGUGAAAGCGAUGCUUCCACAGCGCCCUCUGUAGACCAGGUGGUGACGCAGGAGGUGGAGGUUUUUGCGCAAACAAACCACAGCCAAUCAGAGAGGAGCGGCGUCGGAAACCGCUAUCACACUGACACCACAGUUAUUUCGUCCGCGUUGGGCAACACAUCGCAGUCAUUUGGUGCAAAGGCGCAAGAUCACACGCCGCGCGUAGCUGCCCGUCCACGCAUAACGGAGCGAUCACAGGCCGCGAUUGUCAAUCCUGUCAGUCAGCAGUUUGGAAAGGUGACAAUGCCCGUGGCGAGACCAUCUGACGACUGUGAUUGGGCCAGCAAAGUUCAGCAAAUCGCCCAAUGGCAAGCCGACGUGAAUUUGGCGAUGCAAGGUGCCAACAGGUCGUUCAUAGCUUCACCAACUGACGAUGAUGAUGAAUUCGAGGUUCUGAAUGUCCCGGGAAGACGACCGAAGCCUCUUCGACGGAAGAGUCGACAGCAACCAAUCAAAAUGCCCGAAAAUACGCAGCAUCAGCCGCUUCAGCAGCAAUUUCAACCAUUCACAAGAGGCCCGGAACCAGCCAAUCACAAUGAGAGUCGGUUGUUCGGUGGACUCGGCCGGCCAAUCACGUCGAUUUCGCCUAUACCUACGAAACGCCAGCCAACAUUGCUCACGACCUCCCCCCAAAACGGUAGCCACGAACCAGCAUACUUCAGAACUCCACCAACCAACGUCUACCAAAAUGUUGGAGCUCAUUAUUUCCGCGAACCAAUUAGCCAUCCACCACCUCAGAUGUCGACCUUCGCCUCACCACAAAGUGUCCCGCGCCCUAAAGUCGAUUCGAUGGGCUACGGCUCAGGAGGCUCCAGACACCGUCUGUCUGGCUACGCAGAAGCCCUCAGCUUGGCAACAGCUGCCAACGCUGCUGUGAGGGACGCCUUCAACCAGCGUGUGGCUGUCGGUGGUGAGAUGCAUGUUGAUGAUCUUGCAACCAGCAUCGCAUGUGACAACUGA
Mesocestoides corti is the source of this 1725-nucleotide messenger RNA. The record is from the annotation of a GenBank genome assembly. NCBI's taxonomy places the organism in Eukaryota, Metazoa, Platyhelminthes, Cestoda, Cyclophyllidea, Mesocestoididae.